Molecule: messenger RNA, 1848 nt
Organism: Hordeum vulgare subsp. vulgare (domesticated barley)
Lineage: Eukaryota; Viridiplantae; Streptophyta; Magnoliopsida; Poales; Poaceae
Product: protein transport protein Sec61 subunit alpha-like
Exons: 7
Coding region: 143-1570 (475 amino acids)
Biological process (GO): post-translational protein targeting to membrane, translocation; SRP-dependent cotranslational protein targeting to membrane, translocation
Cellular component (GO): membrane; Sec61 translocon complex
Molecular function (GO): ribosome binding; transmembrane protein transporter activity; signal sequence receptor activity
Source: RefSeq, a predicted model, not a curated record
ACUCUCGUCUCGUGUUCCUCGGCAUCUCCCUCCCUCCUUCCUCGGCCUUGCGUCUCACGCCCCCUCGUCAACCGCGGCGGCGGCGGCGGCGGAGAGCGGCCUUCCUCUCUCCUCGGCGUCGGGUCUCCCGUCGGCCAGGACCAUGGCUGGCGGUUUUAGAGUGCUGCAUCUUGUCAGGCCCUUUCUGGGUUUCUUACCGGAAGUACAGAGUGCUGAUAGGAGAAUUCCAUUCAGAGAAAAACUCAUCUACACUGUUAUUUCCCUCUUCAUUUUCCUAGUGUGCAGCCAGCUCCCGCUCUAUGGCAUCCAUUCAACUACUGGAGCUGACCCUUUCUACUGGUUGCGUGCUAUUCUUGCAUCCAACCGUGGUACUGUUAUGGAGCUGGGUAUCACUCCAAUUGUGACAUCUGGGAUGGUGAUGCAACUUCUGGUAGGAUCAAAGAUCAUUGAAGUUGACAACAGUGUGAGAGAGGAUCGUGCACUUCUGAAUGGUGCACAAAAGUUGCUUGGUAUCCUCAUUGCUAUCGGAGAAGCUGUGGCAUAUGUUUUGUCUGGAAUGUAUGGCAGUGUGAGCCAACUAGGAACAGGGAAUGCUAUUCUCAUUAUACUUCAACUUUUCUUUGCUGGCAUCAUUGUCAUCUGUCUGGAUGAACUUCUCCAGAAAGGAUAUGGUUUGGGUUCUGGCAUUUCUCUAUUCAUCGCUACCAACAUCUGUGAGAAUAUCAUCUGGAAGGCGUUUAGCCCCACAACCAUCAACAGUGGACGUGGUGCUGAAUUUGAAGGGGCUGUCAUUGGGUUGUUCCACCUCUUGAUUACUAGAACUGACAAAGUCCGUGCCCUACGGGAGGCUUUCUACCGCCAGAAUCUUCCCAACGUGACCAACUUACUUGCUACUGUCCUGGUCUUCCUCAUUGUUAUCUAUUUCCAAGGCUUCCGUGUCGUGCUUCCAGUGAGAUCAAGGAAUGCCCGUGGGCAGCAAGGUUCAUAUCCAAUUAAACUGUUUUACACAUCGAAUAUGCCCAUCAUUCUGCACUCUGCGCUGAUUACCAACCUCUACUUUAUAUCUCAGCUUCUUUACAAGAAGUUCAGUGGCAACUUCCUGGUUAACCUUCUCGGUAUAUGGAAGGAAUCCGAGUAUUCAGGCCAUUCUAUUCCUGUUGGUGGUCUUGCAUACUAUGUAACUGCCCCAUCAAGUUUGGCUGAUGUUGUCGCAAAUCCAUUCCAUGCGCUGUUCUAUGUGGUCUUCAUGCUGUCAGCUUGCGCUCUCUUCUCAAAGACAUGGAUUGAAGUUUCUGGUUCAUCAGCAAGGGAUGUUGCUAGGCAGCUCAAGGAACAACAAAUGGUGAUGCCAGGCCAUCGUGAGUCAAACUUGGAGAGGGAGUUGAACAGAUACAUCCCCACCGCUGCUGCAUUUGGAGGAGUCUGCAUUGGCGCGCUGACUGUCCUAGCUGAUUUCAUGGGUGCAAUCGGUUCAGGAACCGGUAUACUGCUUGCGGUCACCAUCAUAUACCAAUACUUCGAGACGUUCGAGAAGGAAAGGGCGACCGAGCUUGGUUUCUUCGGUUUUUGAUCAAGGACUGAGUGAUAUGGUGCUAGGGCUAGCUGGUUCUUCUUGCAAGCCGAGAUACUGUCUGGGGACCUUAGAUUCAGAAAUUGUAGCAGAGUCUGCGUGUGUGUGUGUGUUUUCAGGCGCAUGGUAGCAUGUACAUCGGCCAAGUGCAGCCAUGGCCAAUUAGCCGCCAAGUGUUUGUGUUCAGUGGUCUGCUGAGUUUUGGCUACCUUAGUAACCGGAUAUGUUGCAGUUACUUUUGAACUAAAUUGUAUAUUACUUUCUUUGUUUUGCGGCAA